Messenger RNA from Notothenia coriiceps (black rockcod), 1022 nucleotides. RefSeq names its product E3 ubiquitin-protein ligase RNF31-like. Gene Ontology annotation, biological process: protein linear polyubiquitination. The coding region runs from base 185 to 898 and encodes 237 amino acids. The record is from RefSeq and is a predicted model, not a curated record. Gene Ontology annotation, molecular function: linear polyubiquitin binding; K63-linked polyubiquitin modification-dependent protein binding; ubiquitin protein ligase activity. The transcript is spliced from 6 exons. Lineage: Eukaryota; Metazoa; Chordata; Actinopteri; Perciformes; Nototheniidae. Gene Ontology annotation, cellular component: LUBAC complex.
UCCAACUGUAGUUUCCGCAUUAGCUCCAGAGGCAACAAACCCAGUGUAGGUGAAAUAUGAACCACUGACAUGGGUUUUUAAAGAGCUUAUUUGUAUUAAUGGAAACUUAAAUACUUUCGACGUUCACUCCGAAGCAGGGAAUAACCGUCUAAAGUCGUGACGGAGGUUUCUACAUUGAGCAGCGAUGAGCGGUGGUCCUGCAUCGGUCCAGAUGGACGAGGUCAGGAUCAGAUCCCAGUCCCUCCUCUCCGCCUCAGGUGUGGCCCAGGAUGUGAAGGCGGAGGUCCAAACCAUGGCCACCAUCGCCCUGCCUCUGUCAGAGAAGUACCGUCACAUCGGAGUGGAGGCCAUCUUGAAGGAGAACACAGCCUGCCGCAACAAACAGGAGGUUCUGGAGUCCUUGAGUAGACUGAUCAAGGCCUUCAGUAUCCUGGAGAAGUACGGCUGUAAUCUGACCAGUCCUGCUAGGCCCAAAUACUGGAGGAGCGUCAAGCACAACAACCCUGUCUUCAGAACCACUGUGGAUGCCGUUAAAGGAGGCCGGAGAAUCUUGUUUCUCUACGGUUACACCAACCAGCAGAUCGACGGCCUCAGUUUCCCAGAUGAAGUCGAUGGACCAGACAGGGCUAAAGUUGCUUCGGUGACGCUGGAGGUCAUGACCUUACGCACAGAGGUGGACAUGGUCAUAAAGGGCACACAUCCUCACAUAGAACACUUCAAAGAUAUCAUCCCAUUCAUCAUCCAGCAGGAUCAUCUGGUGAAUGAUGCUGUGGUGAUCCCGCCUGCAGAGGAUCAGCAGGUUCUGGGUCUUCCUCUCAAACCCACUCAAGUCCUCGUAGCACAACCUCCGACACCAUCAACAGGUGAGCAGCCACCACCACAUAUCCUACAAGUCUAACUUUUUUCAUUUUUCAGAACGACAAAAACAUACGAUCUCUUUUACAAGGGAGACCUGCCGCACAUUGGUUACACACGUAACAGAAAACAAAAAGGACACAUACGACAUAAUGACAGGGGUACAA